AUGGACGCACCCCCCGUGAAGCUCUCGGAGCUUCUGCGACACCCGGACGACCUGGACAAGCUGCCGGCGCUGAAGCUGGAAUUCACGCGCAAGAAGACGGCCGUCGACUCGCAGCUCCGGGGCGGCCUGCGCGAGCAGCUCGAGACCACCCAGGCCGGCAUGAACGGCCUGUCCGACGGCCAGAAGACGGUGCAGGCCAUCAAGGAGGAGAUGAUGAAGAUCGACCGCCUGUGCUCCGAGUCGCAGAACAUGAUCAAGGACUUUGCCAGCAUCAACCUCGUCUCCCAGGCCCACCGCAACUUUGGCGCCGUCGAGGCCAUGCGCAAGAACCUCGAGGUGUUCAACGAGCGCCUCAACGGUGUCGAGCUCAUGCUGCGCGAGGACGAGGAGGACAAGGAGAACAUGCCGAAUCUGUUGGCGGUACACUACGAGCUCACGCAGCUCCGGAAUAUCCGUGACGAUGCCAUGGAACAGAUACAACGCGCAGACGACCCCAGUCUGCUCUCGACACUCGAGGAUUACUUCUCGCGGUUGGAUGAUGCUAUCGAAUGGUUCGACGAGCAUAUCGGCCUGAUUGCCCUCAAUCAGAUCAACCUGCUCAUCGCCGACAACAACGGACUGGUCGUGCGCCUCGCGCUAAUAGUAGAGGCCGAGGAGAAGAGCGAUCAGAGGGUCGAAGCCUUGCAGGAAGCCCUCAAGGACCACAAGGAGAUGGCCACGCGGUUCCAGAGCAUUACAGACGGCGCAAAGAAGGUGCGAGGCUACAAGGACAAGUUCCUGAAGGCCAUCAGCCUCAACUGCGAGCAACAGUUUGAAGAGGUGAAGGAAGAGUUUCUCGGCAACGCAGAUGGUCUCUCUAAAAUCAUGAAGUGGUAUUUCAACGACCUCAACGCUGUCAAGCAAGGCAUGGUCCCGCUUAUGCCCAAGAAGUGGAAGAUACUAAAGACAUACGGUGAUAUAUAUCACCAGCUGAUGCACGACUUCCUCGUGGGCAUGAUCGAUGACCCCGAGGCUAGUUCAGCGCACACGCUCGCCAUCAUCAACUGGCCGGAGCAGUAUUACAAGAAGAUGAAGAAGCUUGGGUUCCCCGAAAACGACCUCAAACCACAGGUGAUUGACAACAGAGAGCAAGAACUAGUGAAGGGCUUCCGCGACCUCAUUAUCAAGUUCCUCGACGAAUGGAUCGACAGAAUCUUUUCGCAAGAAGUCCGAGACUUUAAUGACCGCAAUGCCGAAGGGUCCAACCUCGAUGCUGAUGAGUACGGAUACUUCAGAACAAAGAACCUGGUCGAUAUGUGGCGUAUGCUGCGAGAACAGGUUGACGCUGCUGGAAAUUCUGGCCGGCAGGAUGUUGCCGAGGGCGUGAUCGAUGCUAUGUUCUUGCGAUUGCGGGCCCGGCAACAGUCCUUCCAGAGAAUGCUUGAAGAGGAAAUCGCCAAAUUUGAGACAAGCAAGAUACCAACAGAACUUGAAGGCAUGCAGUCAUUACAGGACUGGCUCGUGGCAACAGCCAACGACCAAAUCGCUUGCGUCGACGAUAUCGAAGAGGAGGGCCGCUUCGGCUACUUGACAAGCUUCAAGCAGAAGUUUGAACCUCUCGUGAGCCCGUCUUACAUGGAGCGCGCUGAGUCCGAGUACGAACUGCUUCAAGGAAACUACUUUGAUCUCAGCACAUGGUGUCUAAGAAACUUCAUCAAGCUGAUCUUCGUUGUUGACUUCAAGAGCGCCAUGAGCUCUUUCUUCACAGCCGAGUGGUAUCAGAAGGCUACCAUGAAGCAGCUUAUAGCGACCUUCGAAGAAUAUCUCGGCGACUAUCGACCCGUAUUACAUCAUUCACUCGUGGACAUCUUCACAGAGAUCUUUGCCGACGAGCUUCUAUCUCGCUACCUGAUGUGUGUGCGCAACAAGGGCGCCAAGUUCCGCCGCGCAGACCCUUUCCAGGAGAAGGUCUUCAACGAUAUAUCCACCGCCUUUGAAUUCUUCAGGUCGCUUCCCAACUCAGGCGAGACAAUUACACAGACGUGGCGCGUGACAGAGCCGUUCCUCGACCUCCUCACUGCGGAGAAGGAAGCAAUCCCAGACGUCUUUGAGAGCUUCAAGGCGAGGUACUGGGACCUGCAGAUCAGUUGGGUCGAGGCCGUCCUCAGGUCGCGUGAUGAUUUCGAGAGGAGCAUGAUCAAUGCCGUCAAAGCCAGGGCGGCGCAGAUGGAGAUCAUCAGGGGACCGGAGACCAUCAUGAGCAAGGUGAAAUAG
Molecule: messenger RNA, 2253 nt
Organism: Neoarthrinium moseri
Lineage: Eukaryota; Fungi; Ascomycota; Sordariomycetes; Amphisphaeriales; Apiosporaceae
Exons: 1
Coding region: 1-2253 (750 amino acids)
Biological process (GO): exocyst localization; exocytosis
Cellular component (GO): exocyst
Molecular function (GO): SNARE binding
Source: RefSeq, a predicted model, not a curated record